Molecule: messenger RNA, 1593 nt
Organism: Spirometra erinaceieuropaei
Lineage: Eukaryota; Metazoa; Platyhelminthes; Cestoda; Diphyllobothriidea; Diphyllobothriidae
Source: the annotation of a GenBank genome assembly
AUGGGCCGCGACCUGAGAGUUGGCGUCAUUUCUCCGUACAGCUGCCACGUGUUCGGCGAUUCGCGUCCGGAGCAGUCUUCCAGUUUCUCCGACGAAGUUGCUUUGUCCGCAACUGCACCAGAUCCGGUAAACGACUCCAGAUGUUUCUUGCCGUGGCAGUGGGUCUUUUGGUCUCAUCACUUGACGCCUCAUGGUGGCCUCCGGUCUGUGCGCAACUCCAACCCCAAGUGGUGCAAGAAGUCGGCUAACGGUCUCGGAGACGUUCUUGAUGUACGGGAUCGCUCGCCAGAAUUUGGGUUCGGCGCGAUUUUGUCGCUCGUCUCGCUCGCUUUGUCUCGGGAAACUUUCGCCCUUCGACCGGCCUCUACUUACGCGCAGAUCCGGUUUCUGCACAGAUGUCUCGAUAACAACGUGUUGCCGAAGUUUGUUUCAUACAAACCUCCGGUAAACAUGGAGCUAGCGAGACGCGCAGUAUUUCAGCACGGAAGACGUAUGAUCCGCGUGCUCUUUCAAGAUUGCCAUGCGAGACUACGCAAAUACCGUCAAAGAAUUGACCAAGAAAAGGCCAGAUGCUGCGAGUUCAUGGGCGAGAACGGCACAAAUCUGCUUCAGCAGAAAGUGACUGAACGAGCCCACGAGCAGAGAGCGACACGCGAUGCAGCACUGGGGCACAAAUUCCACAAACUGCCUGAUCCAACGUCAUCCAGAAGCGGCACACUGGUACACAACCUGUCGUCAAAGGAACUGACGAAGGAGCAAGCACAGAUUUUACGGCACGAAGCCUCAUUCAACACAGCUGACGCCAAACCUGUCAACAUGAUUGCAGCAGUGGAAUCGGUCAUUCAUCAGACGGAAGCGGCGGAGGAGACGAAGAACCUUAUCCGACACCAAGUUACGUCCCUCCUUAUGACUCACAAACCGCGCGAAACACUCACAAAGGUCGAACGCGAUGCACUAAGAGAACUCAAGGCCGACAAGGACAUCGUCAUUGUGCCCGCGGACAAGGGGCGUUCCACCGUCGUACUGGACAGAACGGACUACCUUCAGAAGGCCAAAAACCUACUGGAGGAUCGCCAGUUCUAUGUCCCAUGUGAAACCAACCCCAUUAAAACGCUGACACGCGAAAUUAAUGCAACACUGUUGGCACUGGAGAACUCGGGUGCAAUAACAGCGACCGACCGACGCGUGGCUAAAGCCCAAGAAACGGCUUUGGCCCGAUUCUAUGGUCUCCCAAAGGUGCACAAGGAGGGCGCUCCUCUCCGGCCCAUUGUUUCGCUCAAAGUCACUCCAACGUACGGACUGGCAAGAUGGCUGUUUCGGCGCCUCAAAUUUCUGACCGCUGAUUCGGACACCACGGUCUGUUCGUCAACGCAAUUCCUGGAGAAGCUUAAAGGAGUAAGUCUCUUGCCCAAUGAGGUCAUGGUAUCUUUUGAUGUCACGUCCCUCUUUACUUCUAUCCCCCAGGAUCUGGCAAUCGAGACCGUUCAGCUACUCCUACGAUACAAAUACGAUGUAACGGAGAAUCGUCUCGGACAUGCCCAAGUCCUUCAGCUCCUAAAGUUCUGUCUCAGGACGUACUUCACGUUUGACUGA